AUGUCCUCGAACGUCGGGCUCACCACCCCCCGCGGCAGCGGCACCUCCGGCUACGUGCAGCGCAACCUCUCCGCGCUGCGCCCGCGCGACGCCGCCGCGCCCUACACCAAGGACUACGACGCCAUCAAGGCGCACCGCCAGCGGCAGCCGGACAAGGAGAUCCUGGAGCACGAUCGCAAGCGCGAGGUCGAGGUCAAGGUGUUUGAGCUGCGGGACAGGCUCGAGGACGAGGGCGUCGACGAAGACGAAAUAGAAACCCAAACCAGUGCCUUACGGGCCAAACUCCUCGCCGCCGCCCCCGCCGCCUCGUCCUCCUCCGCGCGAACCAGAAACCUAAAAUCGCACCAAGUGCACGAGCUUGCGGCCGCCAAGAUCGAGGAGAGCGAGAAGCUGCGCCGCGCGCUUGGCAUCCGGGAGGACUAUGAGGAGGGGGGGCAUUGGCGGCGGCAAGAGGAGAGGCUGAGGGAG
Aplosporella prunicola CBS 121167 is the source of this 468-nucleotide messenger RNA. RefSeq lists its product as uncharacterized. The annotation marks the transcript as partial. The record is from RefSeq and is a predicted model, not a curated record. NCBI's taxonomy places the organism in Eukaryota, Fungi, Ascomycota, Dothideomycetes, Botryosphaeriales, Aplosporellaceae. The transcript has 2 exons.